Lutra lutra (Eurasian river otter) is the source of this 8985-nucleotide messenger RNA. RefSeq names its product ADP ribosylation factor guanine nucleotide exchange factor 2 (gene ARFGEF2). The transcript is spliced from 39 exons. Bases 187 to 5535 code for a protein of 1782 amino acids. Lineage: Eukaryota; Metazoa; Chordata; Mammalia; Carnivora; Mustelidae. Gene Ontology annotation, molecular function: guanyl-nucleotide exchange factor activity. The record is from RefSeq and is a predicted model, not a curated record. Gene Ontology annotation, biological process: regulation of ARF protein signal transduction.
UCCAGUCACGUGGUCACGUGACGCGCUCCAACAUGGCGGCGCCGUGGGGCCGCGGCGUAGCUUCCUGACGGGGCGGCGCGGACGGACGCGGCCGGUGCUGGCCGGGACGCCGGGCCCGCAACCUCUCUCGCCCGCUUGCUCGCGCCGCCCGCCCGCGGGGCUGCCAGCCCCCGCCGGGCCGGGGCCAUGCAGGAGAGCCAGACCAAGAGCAUGUUCGUGUCCCGGGCCCUGGAGAAGAUCCUAGCCGACAAGGAGGUGAAGCGGCCCCAGCACUCCCAGCUGCGCAGGGCCUGCCAGGUGGCGCUCGAUGAAAUUAAAGCAGAAAUAGAAAAGCAGAGGCUUGGCGCUGCCGCACCACCAAAGGCGAACUUCAUUGAAGCUGACAAGUAUUUCCUUCCGUUUGAGCUAGCUUGCCAGUCCAAGUCCCCACGGGUGGUCAGCACGUCCCUCGACUGCUUGCAGAAACUCAUCGCAUAUGGGCACAUCACUGGCAACGCCCCUGACAGUGGAGCCCCGGGGAAGCGGCUCAUCGACAGGAUUGUUGAAACCAUUUGCAACUGUUUUCAGGGCCCUCAGACCGAUGAAGGAGUUCAGUUACAAAUAAUUAAGGCUCUUCUGACAGCGGUGACAUCCCCACACAUUGAAAUUCAUGAGGGCACUAUCCUGCAGACAGUCAGGACAUGUUACAAUAUCUAUUUGGCCAGCAAAAAUCUCAUCAAUCAAACCACUGCCAAGGCUACCCUCACUCAGAUGCUGAACGUCAUUUUCACACGCAUGGAAAACCAAGUGUUACAGGAGGCCAGAGAAUUGGAAAGACCAAUCCCGUCAAAACCCCAGUCCCCUGUGAUCCAAGCUGCAACAGUGUCCCCAAAGUUCAGUCAUCUGAAGCAGAGCCAGGCACAGAGCAAACCAACGACUCCCGAAAAGACAGAUUUAACCAACGGCGAACAUGCCAGAAGUGGUUCUGGAAAAGCGAGCUCAGAAAAUGGAGAUGCACCCAGAGAAAGAGGCGCAUCACUAUCAGGGACUGAUGACGGGGCCCAGGAGGUGGUGAAGGAGAUCUUAGAAGAUGUGGUCACAUCUGCUGUUAAAGAAGCAGCACAGAAGCACGGCCUGACAGAACCCGAGCAGGUCCUGGGUGAACUGGAGUGCCAGGAAGGUGCUGUUCCCCCAGCAGCUGACGAAAAUUCCCAGACCAACGGGAUAGCAGACGACAGGCAGUCCUUGUCGUCAGCGGAUAAUCUGGAAUCAGAUGCACAGGGACAUCAAGUGGCUGCUAGGUUCUCUCACAUUCUUCAGAAGGACGCCUUCCUGGUGUUUCGCUCCCUUUGCAAGCUGUCCAUGAAACCCCUUGCUGAAGGCCCCCCAGAUCCAAAAUCCCACGAGCUGCGCUCCAAAGUGGUUUCCCUGCAGCUGCUCCUGUCCGUCCUGCAGAACGCUGGCCCGGUCUUCAGGACUCACGAGAUGUUCAUCAACGCGAUCAAGCAGUAUCUUUGCGUGGCGUUGUCCAAAAAUGGCGUCUCUUCAGUGCCUGAUGUCUUUGAACUCUCUCUUGCCAUUUUUCUUACUCUUCUUUCAAACUUCAAAAUGCACUUGAAAAUGCAAAUAGAGGUCUUUUUCAAAGAGAUUUUCCUGAACAUUUUAGAAACAUCAACAAGUUCUUUUGAGCACAGGUGGAUGGUCAUUCAGACUUUGACAAGGAUCUGUGCAGACGCCCAGUGUGUUGUAGAUAUUUAUGUCAACUACGACUGUGAUUUAAAUGCUGCUAACAUUUUUGAGCGCCUUGUGAAUGACUUAUCCAAAAUCGCUCAGGGAAGAAGUGGACACGAGCUAGGAAUGACUCCUCUGCAGGAGCUCAGUCUGAGGAAGAAAGGUUUGGAGUGCCUCGUGUCCAUUCUCAAGUGCAUGGUGGAAUGGAGCAAAGACCUGUAUGUGAAUCCCAACCACCAGACCAGCCUCGGUCAGGAGAGGCCCACAGAUCAGGAACUGGGGGAUGGGAAAGGCCUUGACAUGGCAAGACGGAGCAGUGUGACGUCCAUGGAGUCCACGGGGACCCAGAUGGCUGUCCAGGAUGAUCCGGAGCAAUUUGAGGUCAUCAAACAACAAAAGGAGAUUAUUGAACAUGGCAUCGAGCUUUUCAACAAGAAACCCAAGAGAGGCAUCCAGUUUCUCCAGGAGCAAGGCAUGCUGGGAACAUCAGUUGAAGACAUUGCCCAAUUCCUGCAUCAGGAGGAGCGCCUUGAUUCUACCCAAGUAGGUGAUUUUCUGGGAGACAGCACAAGGUUCAACAAGGAAGUGAUGUAUGCCUAUGUGGAUCAACUUGACUUCUGCGAAAAGGAAUUUGUCUCAGCCCUGCGGACAUUUCUAGAAGGUUUCCGUCUGCCUGGGGAAGCCCAGAAGAUUGAUCGAUUAAUGGAGAAAUUUGCUGCGAGAUACAUAGAAUGCAACCAGGGGCAAACCCUGUUUGCUAGUGCUGACACUGCAUAUGUCCUAGCGUACUCAAUUAUCAUGCUAACCACCGACUUGCACAGCCCUCAGGUAAAAAAUAAAAUGACAAAAGAACAAUACAUUAAAAUGAAUCGGGGUAUCAACGAUAGCAAAGAUCUCCCGGAAGAAUAUCUCUCGAGCAUCUAUGAAGAAAUAGAAGGCAAGAAAAUUGCCAUGAAAGAAACAAAGGAGCAUACGAUCGCAACCAAAUCUGCUAAGCAGAGCGUAGCUAGUGAAAAACAGAGACGGCUGCUGUACAACCUGGAGAUGGAGCAGAUGGCCAGAACGGCCAAAGCGCUGAUGGAGGCCGUGAGCCACGCCAAGGCCCCGUUCACCAGUGCCACUCACUUGGACCAUGUCCGCCCGAUGUUCAAACUGGUGUGGACGCCGCUGUUGGCAGCCUAUAGCAUCGGAUUGCAGAACUGUGAUGAUACGGAGGUGGCCUCCCUGUGUUUGGAGGGCAUCCGAUGUGCAAUCCGGAUUGCCUGCAUCUUUGGAAUGCAGCUGGAACGAGAUGCUUAUGUUCAGGCUCUUGCUCGCUUCUCCCUGCUGACGGCCAGCUCCAGCAUCACAGAAAUGAAGCAGAAAAACAUCGACACCAUAAAGACACUCAUAACAGUGGCGCACACCGAUGGCAACUACCUUGGGAACUCCUGGCACGAGAUCUUGAAGUGUAUCAGCCAGCUGGAGCUCGCUCAGCUGAUAGGAACCGGGGUGAAAACGCGCUACCUGUCUGGAUCUGGGCGUGAAAGAGAAGGGAGCCUGAAGGGCCACACAUUGGCGGGAGAAGAGUUCAUGGGCCUUGGCCUUGGUAACUUGGUGAGCGGUGGAGUGGAUAAAAGACAGAUGGCCAGCUUCCAGGAAUCCGUUGGCGAGACCAGCUCGCAGAGUGUGGUUGUAGCUGUAGACAGAAUUUUUACUGGAUCUACCAGACUGGAUGGAAAUGCCAUAGUUGACUUUGUCCGCUGGCUGUGCGCCGUGUCCAUGGACGAGCUGGCUUCCCCGCACCACCCCCGCAUGUUCAGCUUGCAGAAGAUUGUGGAGAUAUCGUACUACAACAUGAACCGGAUCCGGCUGCAGUGGUCCCGGAUAUGGCAUGUGAUUGGAGAUCACUUCAACAAGGUUGGCUGUAACCCCAACGAAGACGUGGCGAUCUUCGCUGUUGACUCCUUAAGGCAACUCUCUAUGAAGUUUCUCGAGAAGGGAGAAUUAGCCAACUUCCGUUUCCAGAAAGAUUUUCUGAGGCCCUUUGAGCAUAUCAUGAAGAAAAACAGGUCUCCGACCAUCCGGGACAUGGUGAUCCGCUGUGUUGCGCAGAUGGUGAACUCCCAAGCAGCCAACAUCCGCUCGGGCUGGAAGAACAUCUUUGCUGUGUUCCACCAGGCAGCCUCAGAUCACGACGGGAACAUUGUGGAGCUGGCCUUCCAAACCACGGGCCACAUCGUCACAACUAUCUUCCAGCACCAUUUCCCUGCAGCCAUCGAUUCCUUUCAGGACGCUGUGAAGUGCUUGUCGGAGUUUGCCUGCAACGCGGCCUUCCCCGACACGAGCAUGGAGGCCAUCCGGCUCAUCCGCUUCUGUGGGAAAUACGUCUCCGAGAGGCCUCGGGUGCUACAGGAAUACACCAGCGAUGACAUGAAUGUGGCUCCUGGAGACAGGGUCUGGGUCCGAGGCUGGUUCCCCAUCCUGUUUGAGCUCUCCUGCAUCAUUAACAGAUGCAAGCUAGAUGUUCGGACAAGAGGACUCACGGUCAUGUUUGAGAUCAUGAAGAGCUACGGUCACACCUUUGAAAAGCACUGGUGGCAGGACCUGUUCAGAAUCGUGUUCAGGAUUUUUGACAAUAUGAAACUCCCUGAGCAGCAGUCGGAGAAAUCUGAGUGGAUGACGACAACUUGCAAUCACGCCCUCUAUGCCAUCUGUGACGUGUUCACCCAGUUUUACGAAGCUCUGAAUGAAGUACUUCUUUCUGAUGUGUUUGCACAGUUGCAGUGGUGUGUGAAACAAGAUAAUGAGCAGUUGGCUCGGUCAGGUACCAAUUGCUUAGAAAACUUAGUCAUAUCCAAUGGGGAGAAAUUCAGCCCGGACGUCUGGGAUGAGACGUGCAUUUGUAUGCUGGAUAUCUUCAAAACCACCAUCCCACACGUCUUGCUGACCUGGAGACCUGCAGGAAUGGAGGAAGAUUCAUCAGAAAAACAUUUGGAUAUGGAUCUGGACCGCCAGUCUCUAAGCAGCAUAGAUAAGAACGCGUCUGAGAGAGGCCAGAGCCAACUCUCUAACCCGACCGAUGACAGCUGGAAAGGUAGACCUUAUGCAAAUCAGAAACUGUUCGCCAGCCUCCUCAUCAAGUGUGUGGUCCAGCUGGAAUUGAUACAGACCAUCGAUAACAUCGUGUUCUACCCCGCGACAAGCAAGAAGGAGGACGCAGAGCACAUGGCUGCUGCCCAGCAAGACACGCUGGAUGCAGAGAUCCACAUAGAAACAGAGGAUCAGGGCAUGUACAAGUGCAUGUCUUCCCAGCACCUCUUCAAGCUGCUGGACUGCCUGCAGGAGUCCCACUCAUUCUCAAAGGCCUUCAACUCCAAUUACGAGCAACGCACUGUCCUGUGGAGAGCAGGUUUUAAGGGCAAAUCUAAACCUAAUCUUCUAAAGCAAGAAACCAGCAGCCUGGCCUGUUGUCUGAGGAUCCUGUUUCGGAUGUAUGUUGAUGAGAACCGCAGGGAUUCCUGGGAGGAAAUACAGCAGCGACUUUUAACCGUGUGCAGUGAGGCCCUUGCCUACUUCAUCACCGUGAAUUCUGAGAGCCAUCGGGAGGCCUGGACAAGUCUUCUGUUGUUACUUCUAACAAAAACCCUCAAAAUAAACGAUGAAAAGUUUAAAGCACACGCUUCUAUGUACUACCCCUACUUGUGUGAAAUUAUGCAGUUUGACCUGAUUCCUGAGCUCCGAGCAGUUCUGCGCAAGUUCUUCCUGCGGAUAGGUGUUGUCUAUAAGAUAUGGAUUCCGGAAGAGCCAUCCCAGGUACCAGGGACACUGUCCCCAGUGUGGUAGCCCUGGUCCCUGCAGGCCACUGCUGCAGCUCUGCAGAUCGUUCACGCCACCUCUGCCUGGCACAGCUCGUGGAGGGGCAGAUCGUAGAAACGGAGUCAGCAUCUGGGAGCUCAGAAUGGCCUGGAGGAAGUUGGCCUCAAGGCGGGUCCCAUCAGUCCCUGGCUGAGACGUGCUGUUCCAUUAAAGUGUUGCAUACCCAGUUACCACAGUGGGUGGGGAGUCUGUUUCAUCUCCGUCAUUCCAUCUUCUGGCUAGACUGUCAAGCCUGUCGCCGCACACGCACCAUUUCCUAGCAGAGUCCCGUGAUUGGCUGUACGUGUUCUGUCGGAGGAGGUUGCUCUCCUUGAAAAUACUGAACAUAGCUGUAGAGGUUCGUGGUUAUUAGAGAGUAUGUUAAUAAAAUUUCUUGUAACGGCUAAACGCCACCUAAAAUAUGCUGGAUUUUUUGUCGUCGUUUGAGUGUGUUGGAGAAUUUUGAAUGUUUUUGUCAGUUGUGAGUCAGCUGUAGUUAGAUUAGUUUGGAGAAAGUGGGGGAGAAGGGUUUUUGUUCUGUUAACGUCUGAGUGAUUUUUAAAGUACUUUAUGAAAAGCUAUUAUUGAAGAUUUCACUGAAAGCAGAGUUUAGUAAUUAAGUUAGAAUUAAGAGCUUGCAAGGUUAAAAAAUUUAAAAAGGUAGUGCCUCCUGGCCCUCCCAGUUUUAGUAACCUGGGGAGAAAAAGUCUGUAGGAAAAAGUAAAAAAUGUAAUGAAGACGAUUAGCCUUCCUUGGAAGUAAGUAUUUGUGGAUGGGUAUGAAAAUUUCCGAAAUAGAUUGUCCAUCUCACACCCUCUGAUCUAAUAUAUGAAGUGGUAACAAAAAUGAAGUAAUUUAACAGAGUUCAUUUAUAUUUGAGUACACCUUUUAUUUUUACCUCAGAACAGUGAGUUUAGCGUCCCUGCUUUUGCACAGGCCCCAUGCAGGGGCCUCCAGAGAGCGAUGGCGGCCGUGUGGGAGAAGGGCCACCUGUGAAACUCCCCAGCCGGCGUCAUGAGUCCUUGACCCAGAGUCGGCCUGUGCUGUGGUGGGGCCAGCUCGGCUGACCCGUGACCGUGGCGGGAGACGGCCUGCGCCCAGGUGCCAGGACUCGAGCCUCGGAACUGCAUUCUUUGGAAGGGUUGGCUUCUGGGGGCCCUUAUUGUGUUAACAAAGGUGCAGGAGUCUUAACCGGAGUUAGGACUGAAUCCUGAUGCAGCAGCUUCUGUAACAGAUUGCGGCAAAUGGGGCCUGGUCUGGUCGGAGGAGGAAGAGCGCGUGCACUUGACCCCGCCCCCUCAACCCAGGGCUCCCCAGAGCCGCGCUCCCCGUGGAAGCAGCGUUACACAGAGUCAUAACCCACCCAGACUCCGCCUGUGCCCUUCAGUCCUGGAAACUGGGUUGUAUUGAUGUCAACUCUGGUGCCUUAGAAGUUAGCAAGUUGGGAACCUGUCUAAAAUCGGAUAUUUUUUUCUUCAUAGAGAAGGAUUUCUGGUGCUUUUGUUUCCUAAGAAACUGAGUUCUUAAAUUUGUGUUUUACAGCCUUGAGGAAUGUUUGGUUUGGGCCAGCAGUACUCUUUUUUUUUUUUCUUUUUCUUUCCCCCAAAGUAUUUUAAUUUCUCUACCAAAGAAAAAAAAGAGCAGGUUUAGGUUUUUUAUGUUACUUACAUACAUUAGAGAAGAGGAGCUGUAUAAUUUAGGAGGAAAGGACCGUGGGAGAAUUUUACUGUGAAUGGAAAACGUCAGCACCUUUGACUUACCUUGUCCUGGAAUACGUUACGUCCUUAUGCUGCAGCCGAGACUCCCUCCCUGGUACUGUGGUCGGUCACAGCCUCUAUAUGUCCGUGCUCUCCAUCCACAUCUGUCCUGAUGGCAUGCACAGGAACGUGCCACCGUGUCCCCACCUGGAGACUUUUGCUUUCCUUCUGAGGUUCUCCCGUUCCGUUGUCUUCAACGGUGACCCCGCCGCCAGAGUCUUCCUGCCUUCUCUUUCAUUCUUGCCACCUCUUGCAGAGCGGGAAAUGUGUGAACACAUUUUGUUCCAUGCCCAAACAUUCAGCUUUGAAUUUUUUUUUUAACUCUGUCUUUUAAUACAUUGGACUUUCUGAAUGAGGCAUUUGAGUCAUACCAGCAUGCAACCUUUUAAAAACCGGGAUGUCAAACCAUUUGGGGUAAUUUUUCUUGCCAGUGGCCCGUGAAGUACAGAGGAAUUCCUUACCUCUACUAAUAAGCCAUUCAGCCUAAAUUCUACUUUGUGAAUAAAUCUGUUCUAUCUCAUGGUAAAUGUGGCUUGUGCCACUGAAACACUAGUGAGGAGAGUGUGUGUGACGGCAGCCCCGGGCCAGGACACCAUUCACUAGCAAAGUUAGAGAAGAUGAAGCAUUUCCAAGGCCUUAUUUCUUUGUCAGGAUGCUUUAAGUGUUGAUUAUAUGUGCUGGGUCUCUAGAGAAGUUUUUGUUACAACACUGCUACUUUGAGCAAUUUUGUUUUUCUGCGCUGUCUUUUCAGGAAAUCACCAGCUCUGGCAUCUUAACAACAAACGUGGAUGGGAAAUGUGAUUGCUAAUAUGCAUCUUUAGAGUCAAAUACACCUUUUUCCUGUUACUCCUCACGUACAACCAAAGAAAUACAUUAUGGAAAUUGUAUCAUAAUAUCUGGAAACAAACCAUUUUCCUCUGACAGGUGACUUUUGUACAAAAUGCCAAAAAAAAAAAAAAAAACCCACAAAAAAACCCUAGACCUUUUUGUUGUUCUUUUGCGAUUAUGGCUCUCCAUUUCAUAGUCUUUAUAGUUACUGAAGGAACCUGCUAACGGAGGCAAGUAGACUGUCCCAUUCAGAUGUUUGUUGUUACGAUGCAAAUGGAUAUGGGUUGAGACAGAAGUUAGAUCCUUACUACUGCAUUCUCUGAGUUCUGUUUUAACAUUUGUGUUAAAGUAGACGUAGCUUGAACUCAUGUGAAAUCCUGGAGUUUUGCUAUCAGCAGCUUUGCAGUUGGAGAAACAAAGAAACCAAAGCUGAAUAUUUAAAAGAAUGAGUCUAUCUGGAAAUCCUUGCUCUCAAAAAAAAAAAAAAAAAAAAAAAGACACUCAUCAAAGGUGUAGUUUUUCUCAGUGUUCUAAUUUUUUAAAAAUUUUAUCUUCAUAUUUGCAUCAAAUAUUUCUUUAUGUGCAAAAUGUAUGUUUUACCUCCUUAAAAUGCCUAAAAGUUAGUUAAUAGCUACUUUUGUUUAAUCUAUACACGAUGAUUAAGUGCAUUUAAUAUUGGUAAUUUAAUGAAAAGCAUUCCUUGCCCAAUGGAUGUAUACAUUUUUGAAAGAAUAAGCCGAAUUAUAUAAUAUGAAACGCUAUGUAAAGUUUUCUAUGUAAAAAUAUUAUGUAUAAUACUGUUAAAAUCCCAUGCUUUAAUCAGGUGGUAAAUCAAUAAAGUUUUAAAAGGAAA